AUGGCUAUGGACCAAGAGGCAUCCGCCAUGGAUUCUGAAAUGGCAAUGAGGACUGCUCGUCUAGAGAAGCAGUAUGAGAAGACUCUCUCGGACUCAGCGCGUCUUCUGGAUGGCGAGAGAGAUCGCCUGCGACGCAUGGAGCACCUGUUCCUGCAAUUUGAAAAUGAGGCCCUCCGCUUGCAACUAGAGGAGUCAAAUGGACACCUGUUGGGAUUCUCAAGGGCUGAUUCUGAAGCAUGUAUUCAACUUCAGGACGCUUGUCAAGAAAUUGAUCGCUUGGAGUCAGAAGCACAAACCUCCUUGAAUGAGAUCAGUCGACUGAAAGAAGAGCUCUUAGCACGGAAGAGUCAUUCGACUAGCUACAAUACUGUUCUGGCAGAGAAGGCCCAACUCUCUCGGGAUUUUACUGCUCUUCAGUCGGAAGUUGAGCGACUCAAGACUCAAGACGUUUCAUAUCGGACCAUCGUGGCCGAAAAACAUAAGCUAGAAGAGCAAAACGAAUUUCUAGUUGGGGAACUUAACACCCUAGGGAGUGAGCUUGAAAAUGAAAAGCUUUCCAACCAUCGGACACAAGCCAAAUUUGAACAGCAAACAACAGAGCUUACCAAGCUUUCUGCCCGAGUUGAAAAAUUGCAAACCCAGCUAGCAGAAUCACACGCGAAACAGCAACAAGACCGAGACAGUCACCAACAAAACUCAGACUGGGAUCGUCAUCAGACAAUCCUUGAAGGGAAGGUCGAAUCGCUCAGCAAGCAAUUGCGUGCAACCAAAGCCGAGCUACAGAAAGCUCAAGCUGGACUCCAGAGCGCUAGUGUGAAAACAUAUGCUAUGAAUGGGUCUGAAGCCGGUUCGCGAACUGUCCCGCUUAAAAGGCCUGGGUCCAGUGAUCAUUCUGGCCUGGAGAUUGCAACUCCUGGGGCUGUCCGUGUGCAAGGAAAGUUAAAGAGAGAUUCAGCCUUGCCUGGUGAUAAAUCGGCAUUUUCUAUUACACCUUUCCUCAACCGCACAGGUGCACCAUCGGAUUCCCCAAUGAGCUCAGUGAUGGGUGACGAUGCCCAUACCCCUCUUGAGGCAUUUCCCAGGGGGAGCAAGAUCGUCGAACCAAAACGGUUUGGUUCAGCUUUACGGCGUCAGAUCUCUCCAACCCAAGAGCGCAAUCCGAUUGCAAAAAGCACCAAACCCAAACCCAAGGCCCACGAGGGGGCUGCAGUGGGCUCGGCACCAAAAGAGGCCAAAAAAACCAUCAACCGCUAUGGCAUGGAAUCCCCUGAGGCUGAGGAACUCUAUGACCAUUUUGCUGAACACGACCAAGGCAAACCAAAGAAACGCAAACUUGGUGGUCAGCGGGACCGUAGCUUGUUUGAGGCAGAUGAAGAACAAGAAGAAGAAGAACCUCGCCAAAACAAGAAGCUUGGACGAAAACUUGCCCUCGGUAGUGGUUUGCAGAAGCCUAUUGCUUCGGCUAGUGCACUUGGGUUUGGUGCACCUAUGGGAUUCUCUCCAUUGAAGCGAGAUCGCAAAAGACUCUGA
Molecule: messenger RNA, 1530 nt
Organism: Penicillium soppii
Lineage: Eukaryota; Fungi; Ascomycota; Eurotiomycetes; Eurotiales; Aspergillaceae
Exons: 3
Coding region: 1-1530 (509 amino acids)
Source: RefSeq, a predicted model, not a curated record